This is a messenger RNA of Drosophila sulfurigaster albostrigata, 2934 nucleotides long. Its product is annotated as neuropeptide CCHamide-1 receptor. Gene Ontology annotation, molecular function: G protein-coupled peptide receptor activity. NCBI's taxonomy places the organism in Eukaryota, Metazoa, Arthropoda, Insecta, Diptera, Drosophilidae. Gene Ontology annotation, cellular component: membrane. The record is from RefSeq and is a predicted model, not a curated record. Gene Ontology annotation, biological process: G protein-coupled receptor signaling pathway.
UAGUGUCUGUGCGAAUUGUAAAGUGAUAAAAAGUUUAAAUUUAAACAAAAUUGGCUAAAUGUCUGGUGUGUUUUUCCGGUGAGAGCAGCAAAUUUUGUAAAUACUGCUAAUAAGAUCCCCAGAUCCCCAAAAGUAAUAAGGAAAACGUUAAAACGCAAAUGUAAGCACAAUAAAUAAUAAUUGAAUAUUGAUGUAAAUGUGUUUAUCUAAUGUCGCUCAAAGUGCACACGAAAUGGAAAUCAUAAAUUGACCAGCAACAGAGCAUCAACAACAAAAUCAACAGCAACAACAACAACGAUAGAUGCGAAAAUUUAUCGCUGCGAAUUUGCAUCAAAAACUUUUGUACAAAAUAAAAUAGGGGAGACCAAAAAGUACCAAAAAAAAAGGGAAAGUUGAGGGUAAAAAAUUCGCGUGCGCGAACAAAAAAAACGCGUAGAUAUAAAAUGAAACAGGAAACGAGGCGAGAGGAAAUUGAAUUAAUAGUUUACGCUUAAAUAAUUUGCCGUUUAUUGCGGCUGAAAUUCCAAAAAAAAAGGAAACACAAUACAACGACGCGACGCAUAGAAUUUUCAGAGCUAUGAUGACGAGUUUGCUACUCAACGACUUUAAUAGCGUUGCCAUGGAUAUGGACAUGGAUCUCGAUUCCGGUUCUGGUGCUGUUUCCGGUUCCGUAUCAGAGUCUCCACUAACAUUGCCAAAUACCACACGCAUGCUGUGGGACCUGGUCAUGGAGACAACAUCACAGACAACGCUCUUUGACGACAACAUCAGCAUAGCCACAACGGAGACACCCUACGUGCCAUAUGGUCGACGGCCGGAGACCUACAUUGUGCCGAUCCUGUUCGCCAUCAUCUUUGUGGUGGGCGUGCUCGGCAACGGGACACUGAUUGUGGUCUUCCUCAGCGUGCGACAGAUGCGAAAUGUGCCCAACACCUACAUUCUCUCCUUAGCUUUAGCUGAUCUUCUAGUGAUAUUGACCACAGUUCCAUUGGUGUCCACCAUAUAUACUGUUGAGUAUUGGCCCUGGGGAAGUUUCCUUUGUACCGUAUCCGAGUUUAUGAAGGAUGUCUCCAUUGGCGUAUCGGUCUUUACGCUGACAGCUCUCUCCAGUGAUCGUUACUUUGCCAUAGUCGAUCCCUUGCGCAAGUUCCACGCACAUGGUGGCGGAAGACGUGCCACACGCAUGACUUUGGCCAUCGCAGUGUCCAUUUGGCUGCUGGCCAUUCUUUGUGGCUUGCCAGCCUUGAUUGGUAGCAAUAUAAAGCCUCUUGGCAUCAAUCAUGAGAAAUCGAUUGUUUAUUGCUAUCCAUAUCCGGUGGAAUGGGGCAAGAACUAUGCCAAGAUUAUGGUGAUGUUGCACUUUCUGGUCUACUAUGCCAUCCCAUUGGUGAUCAUUGCAGUGUUCUAUGUCCUCAUAGCACUGCACUUAAUGUACUCGGCGAGUGUUCCUGGUGAGAUGCAGGGAGCAGUGCGGCAGGUUCGAGCGCGUCGCAAAGUUGCCGUGACGGUGUUGGCAUUUGUUGUCAUCUUCGGCAUUUGUUUUCUGCCCUAUCACGUCUUCUUUCUCUGGUUCUACUACUGGCCAACUGCAGAAGUGGAUUACAACAUGUUCUGGCAUGUGCUGCGCAUCGUCGGCUUCUGCAUGUCCUUUGCCAACAGCUGUGCCAAUCCGGUGGCCCUUUACUUUGUGAGCGGCGCGUUUCGCAAGCAUUUCAAUAGAUAUCUGUUCUGUCGAGGCGCCAGCGGAAGACGCAAACAGCGCGACACAUUCUGCAUGCACAGAGACACAUCGAUGACCAGCACAGCCUCGAAAAGAUUUCAAUCGCGUCACUCGUGUUAUCAGAGCACCAUGCGCAGCUGUCGCCUGCAGGAGACGACAAUAACAACGCUGCCGAAUGGUGGACUCAACGGUGGUGGAGCGAGUAGCGUGUUGACGACAUUGCCGCCUCAUAAUGACACCGCCGGCUAUGAAUUUGCGCCCCUUAGUGAGUUUGGUCCACUUAAGGACUCACAGCUGACACACAGAAUACAGGAGUCGCCACUCAACUGAGCUGAGCUGCUGUCCACCAGGUGGCAGCCAUCAUCGUCAGCUAACGGAGCUUACAGGAAGUCAACGUGCAUAAAGCAUAAAACUUAGUUAAGCUUAAUUGAAUCUGUUUCGAGACAAACACAAGUAUGAUUAUAUUUGGCUACAAGUGCAACUUGUCAACAGUCAAAUAUUUUCCCACACAUACUAUAUAGCAUAAGUAAAAGUAUGUAGUAUACAAUUUUAAGAACCAACAUCGCGAUCUUUCUGCGAUACUGGAGAGAAAUGCCAAAAGUUGACCACGUCACAUCACUUUAAAGGCUCCCCAAAGAGUGCGGCUCAUAAAAGAAAAAAGUUGAACGAAUUACUUGAGGGAUUCGGUGUGGAAAGUGAUUCGAAGAACAUCAUGACGUUAAUAUAAAGUUGAUGGCUUUCGUUAGUUCCUCGCGGCUUGUAUAAUGUAUAUAUACUGUAUAUGAAAUAAGUAUAUAUGAAAGAAUUUGAUGUGUUUUUCAUGUUCUAGUCGUAGUCAUAAGGCAAUGAAACUGUGUUUGUGUCCAUACUAAAGUAUUGCAGCCGUUGCAACGGCUUUAAGCUAACGAAAUUUAAUUAAAAUGAUUACAAUAAGAUUUAUGACUAAGAUUUAAACAAGUUACGUGCUCGGCAUGUCCGUACAACAAACACACACACACAAAGGCAAAUCAAUUGCAAAAACCAUUUACUCACAAUUUCUCACUGUCCAAUCUCUUCUCCCUCUGGCCUUGUAAAUAAGCAAACCAAAUGUUUACCAUACUGUGUAAAUAAAUUUAAAUAUUAUGUGUAUGUAUAUGCAGUAUAUGAUCAAUGUAUAUUGAAUGUCAAAGAUUUUAAACGAUUGUUGCAAUAAAUGUACAUUUUGUGGCCGUUCA